AUGGCUGCAGAGAGGAGAGCAAGAUGGAGAAGAGAGAUUGAUUGGCUUCUCUCUGUGACCAACUACGUCGUUGAGUUUGCUCCAUCUCAGCAAAAAAACAAAGAUGGAACCGAAAUGGAGAUAAUGACUACACGGCAACGUACUGACCUCCACAUGAACAUCCCCGCCUUAAGGAAAUUGGACGCUAUGCUCAUUGAUUGUCUAGAGAAUUUCAAGGACCAAAGCGAGUUCAGCUAUGUUUCAAAAGACUCACCUGAUUCGGACAAGAGAAAUGACGAGAAAUGGUGGAUUCCGACCGUCAAAGUUCCGCCAGAUGGUUUAUCCCAAGCUUCAAGAAGGUUCUUGCAGUACCAGAAAGAUUGUGUGAACCAGGUUCUCAAGGCAGCCAUGGCCAUAAACGCGCAGGUCUUGUUCGAAAUGGAGAUCCCUGAGAGCUACAUCGACUCACUCCCCAAGAACGGGAGGGCUAGUCUCGGGGAUCAGAUGUACAAGAAUAUAACGGUGGACUUCUUCGACCCGGACCAGUUCCUGGGCACCAUGGACAUGUCGUCGGAGCACAAGAUCGUCGACCUCAAAAACAGAAUCGAGGCAUCAAUCAUCAUAUGGAAACGUAAAAUGGUGCACAAAGACACCAAAUCAUCGGCCCCGUGGGCCUCGGGGGUCAGUUUGGAGAAGAGAGAGGUCUUCGAAGAGCGAGCUGAGACCAUUUUGCUCAUUCUCAAGCAUAGAUACCCUGGGAUUUCUCAGUCCUCCCUCGACAUCAGCAAAAUCCAGUUCAACAAGGACGUGGGUCACGCGGUGUUGGAGAGCUACUCGAGAAUACUGGAGAGCUUGGCGUACACGGUGCUGUCGAGAAUUGACGACGUUCUAGAGGCAGAUCGAGCGGUGAACAAGAGGGAGCCAGAGGACGUGGCCGUGGAGACGCUGGUUGGGAGUAUGACGUUGUCGGAUUUCAUGGGAUGGGAAGUCGAGCAGGGGAACGCCGACUUGGAUGCGAAGAAGGAAACGUCGGACGAUCAAUUGGUGAAGGAGAAGAUAGGUGUCGUCACCACCAAGAAGAUCUCAUACCUCGAAACCCUAGGCGGCGUCAAUAGUCCAACGGCGCGGCAUUGA
Molecule: messenger RNA, 1113 nt
Organism: Microthlaspi erraticum
Lineage: Eukaryota; Viridiplantae; Streptophyta; Magnoliopsida; Brassicales; Brassicaceae
Source: the annotation of a GenBank genome assembly